Molecule: messenger RNA, 1414 nt
Organism: Lactuca sativa (garden lettuce)
Lineage: Eukaryota; Viridiplantae; Streptophyta; Magnoliopsida; Asterales; Asteraceae
Product: WAT1-related protein At5g40240
Cellular component (GO): membrane
Molecular function (GO): transmembrane transporter activity
Source: RefSeq, a predicted model, not a curated record
GGUAGAAUUCUUGGAUAUGAGCAUUCUCACAAUAGUGAAAGCUGCAAUGAAUGGUGGUAUGAACAAAUUUGUCUAUAUUGUUUACCAUGAUGCUCUUGGAACAUUGAUUCUUCUUCCAUUCUUCAUCAUCCACAUCUUCAGGUUUGUAGUCCUCCUUCUACGGCUAUUUGGGACCCGUUUAUUAUGUAGGACUAGACCGAAAGGGACUACACAAGAUGAUGAUGAAGAGGGCAUUUUUGUCUUUUUCAAAGACGAGAGAUCAAGAAAGGAUCUCUUUCGUUUAUGUGGACAAAUCAAUUUCAGGUCCCGACCAAUGCACGCAAAUCACAGUGUAACAUAAACACCGGGCGUCCUCGGCUCACGUUCCAUAUUCUUUUUAGAUUCUUCAUCCUUGGUCUUUUAGGGAUUUGUCUUUUUCAGUUUCUUGUGUAUAUUGGAAUUGGCUACAGCUCUCCAACCAUGGCAAGUGCUAUUUCUAACUUGACUCCAGCAAACACAUUCUUGCUUGCAGUUGCUUUCAGGAUGGAGAAAAUAGACAUAAGGAGUUCAAGUAGUCUAGCGAAAUUAUUUGGAACCAUAGUAGCAAUAUCGGGAGCAAUGGUGUUCACAUUAUAUAAAGGUCCUGAAAUUUUUCACACAAACUCUUCGUCUAAUUCCCAUAAUCAUCUUCUUUUGUCACAAGCAUCGGAUUGGGUUUUUGGAGGUCUGAUUCUUGUUAUGGCGGGAAUCGUUUCUUCAAUAUGGAAGGUUUUACAAUCAGCCACAUCUAGAGAGUACCCGGAUCAAGUCACGGCUGUGUUUUUCUACUGCCUAUUUGGGACAAUUCAAUGUAAAGUUCUAUCUUUGUUCCUAGUUGAAAAUCCAAGCGAUUGGGUGAUGCAACCAGGAAUCGCAAUGGUGGCUGUUGUUUUGGGAGCAAUAGUUUCCACUGCAUUUCGUAGUAGUGCAUUGAUUUGGUGCCUACAGAAGAAAGGUCCAGUUUUUGUGGCAAUGUUCUCACCCCUUUCCAUAGUAAUCGCUAGCACGAUGGGUGUUACAUUUCUUGGUGAUUCUCUUUAUUUAGGAAGUGCCAUUGGAGCCAUGAUAGUUGCUGGAGGAUUUUAUAUGGUGAUGUGGGGCCAGGCCAAACAAAAGAAGAUAGAGACGGAUUUGGACGGUGCAGAUGAACUUGGAUCAUCAAACCCUAUGACUCCUCUCCUUUCAUCCGGAGGUGAAUCGAAAUGUUAGUUUGUGGUUAAACCAAAUGGAUGAAAACCUUAGUAGGUGUUGUUUUUCUUAUUUAUUGGAUUUAAUAAAGAUUGGAAUAUAUCCACUUAAAUAUAUAACUUUUUUUACUUAAUAUAUAACUAUCCACUGGGUUAUAUAACUUUUUUUUUACUUAAUAUAUAGCAUGUCGGGAAAAUGUUUUUCCUCA